Messenger RNA from Piliocolobus tephrosceles (Ugandan red Colobus), 1774 nucleotides. RefSeq names its product retina and anterior neural fold homeobox (gene RAX). Gene Ontology annotation, molecular function: DNA-binding transcription factor activity, RNA polymerase II-specific; RNA polymerase II cis-regulatory region sequence-specific DNA binding. The transcript is spliced from 4 exons. Gene Ontology annotation, biological process: positive regulation of transcription by RNA polymerase II. The record is from RefSeq and is a predicted model, not a curated record. Bases 246 to 1298 code for a protein of 350 amino acids. NCBI's taxonomy places the organism in Eukaryota, Metazoa, Chordata, Mammalia, Primates, Cercopithecidae.
GCUCAAGUCCGAGGGGACUGGGAGGAGUUAAAACAAAUAUAGACGGACAAACUAAACGCGAGGUCUGGGACUUCGUACAACCGAGCCAAGAAAGGAGUGGGUCCAGAAAAGGGAGACAGCAAGGGGAAAUUCAAACCGGGACUAGUGCGGGGCUGGGAAGCCUUCGGCUGGGCCUCGGCGCUUCCAGGGGACGCAGGCCUGGGUGGCGCCCCCGCCGAGCUCCCUCCCGCCUCCCGGCGCACCCCAUGCACCUGCCGGGCUGCGCGCCAGCCAUGGCCGACGGGAGCUUCUCGCUUGCCGGCCACCUGCUCCGCAGCCCGGGAGGGAGCACCUCGCGAUUGCACAGCAUUGAGGCCAUCCUGGGGUUUACCAAGGACGACGGGAUCCUCGGCACCUUCCCCGCGGAGCGGGGCGCCCGGGGCGCGAAGGAGCGGGAUAGGAGGCUGGGCUCACGGCCCGCCUGCCCCAAGGCGCCCGAGGGAGGCGCCGAGCCCUCCCCGCCGCCAGCUCCGGCGCCCGCCCCCGAGUACGAAGCCCCUCGCCCCUACUGCCCCAAGGAGCCCGGGGAGGCACGGCCGAGCCCAGGACUGCCCGUCGGGCCAGCCACCGGCGAAGCGAAACUGUCAGAGGAGGAACAGCCCAAGAAAAAGCACCGGCGGAACCGCACGACUUUCACCACGUACCAGCUGCAUGAGCUGGAGCGCGCGUUCGAGAAGUCCCACUACCCGGACGUGUACAGCCGCGAGGAGCUGGCCGGCAAGGUCAACCUACCGGAGGUCCGGGUCCAGGUGUGGUUCCAGAACCGACGGGCUAAGUGGCGGCGGCAGGAGAAGCUGGAAGUGUCCUCCAUGAAGCUGCAGGACUCGCCCCUCCUCUCCUUCAGCCGCUCUCCGCCCUCGGCGACACUGUCGCCCCUCGGGGCGGGUCCGGGCAGCGGUGGCGGGCCGGCUGGGGGCGCGCUGCCGCUGGAGUCCUGGCUCGGGCCGCCGCUGCCGGGCGGGGGCGCCACGGCGCUGCAGAGCCUGCCCGGCUUUGGGCCGCCGGCGCAGAGCCUGCCCGCCAGUUACACGCCGCCGCCGCCGCCGCCGCCGCCGCCCCCGCCCUUCCUGAACUCCCCACCGCUGGGCCCCGGCCUGCAGCCUCUUGCGCCGCCGCCGCCCUCCUACCCGUGCGGGCCCGGCUUCGGGGAUAAGUUCCCGCUGGACGAGGCGGACCCGCGCAACAGCAGCAUCGCGGCGCUGCGUCUGAAAGCCAAGGAGCACAUCCAGGCCAUCGGGAAGCCGUGGCAGGCCCUCUAGGGGUACUGGGGACCGUCUUGGGAGCCGACCCCGGACCGAGCGCAACGUAUCCACAUCCUCUCUACCAGGGACCCCCCACUCGGCCCCUCUUUUCCUAUCGCCUGCAAGCCACCCGCCAGUCAUAGUUCAGGGCCAUGCGCCUGCUCCCGACGCACGGGAAGAAGGGCGACUUUCAGGCCUGAGGAGAGGCUCUCUGGCCGCCUCAACACACUUCGCGGACCUCAGCCCUGCAGCUGGAGGGCAACAAGCUGCCGGGCCCCGCUGGCCACGCCGCUCCCAUCCCCGCAGGCACUGGAGCCUCCAGGCCCAAACAGGCUGAAGCUUCUGAACUUGGCCAUUCCCAGGAGACUUGGAGAUCCCCAGAUAAUCGUAACAGGGAAGCAGGAGCGGCGGAAAAAUAGAGUUUGAGGAACUUUUGUAUAAGUAGUUUCAAAGUAUUUGAGAGGAGAAUUAAAGGCAUGCUUGUUUUGUUUCGA